Mycena citricolor is the source of this 321-nucleotide messenger RNA. NCBI's taxonomy places the organism in Eukaryota, Fungi, Basidiomycota, Agaricomycetes, Agaricales, Mycenaceae. The record is from the annotation of a GenBank genome assembly.
CUCGAGUUGAGAAAUCGAAUCUCGGCCUAGGCCCACCUUCCCUUCGAGCCUCACUGGGAAUGCGUGGCCCAGAUGUGAUGGAACCUGGCCACUACAUGAACUCCACAACCUUAAUGUGCCUAGUCUUAGUGGAUACUUUGACUGACAAGCAGCCAGCGCGACAACGCGAUACUUGCGGUAAUUGGAUGAGGCUCUGCAGCUGGUCGAGUCAGAGCCGCAGACUCGGACUGCUGGGAUUAUGAAUGCCAAAUCAGGCUGACCGGACCCCCUCCCUUGAAGACGUCUAGUAGAAUUUGGCUCGUGUGGUAUCCAUUACUCGAC